AUGUUGUCAAAGCGGUGUCACAAUGCCCCCAGCCCCAUACAUGUUCUCCCUAGCUUGGUGUCCCAGACCCUCCCAAGAGUCCCUGAAUACCUCUGGAGCCCUUGGCCGCCAAAAGUUCCAUCUCACCACCAAGGAAGGCGCUGGUCAAGGAUGUUCCAGGACUCACAGAAAUCCUCAGUACCCAGUCAUGGGCCGAAGACGCCAUCAGGCCAAAAGGUGAAGGCUCCACACCGUCCCCUGUCCUUGUCGUGGAAGCAGGACCGUGAGCAGACUCUGGCAGCAGCCUAUGUGCCGGUGGUGGUGGACCCCAGAGGGCAGAAUCCAGACAAGCUCAGGUUCAAUUUCUACACCUCCCAGUACUCCAACUCCCUGAACCCCUUCUACACCUUGCAGAAGCCCACGUGUGGCUACCUAUACCGCCGGGACACCGACCACACCCGCAAGCGCUUCGAUGUGCCUCCUGCCAACCUGGUCUUGUGGCGCUCGUAG
This is a messenger RNA of Rangifer tarandus platyrhynchus (Svalbard reindeer), 489 nucleotides long. The record is from the annotation of a GenBank genome assembly. Lineage: Eukaryota; Metazoa; Chordata; Mammalia; Artiodactyla; Cervidae.